Molecule: messenger RNA, 1180 nt
Organism: Paraphaeosphaeria sporulosa
Lineage: Eukaryota; Fungi; Ascomycota; Dothideomycetes; Pleosporales; Didymosphaeriaceae
Exons: 1
Coding region: 417-905 (162 amino acids)
Biological process (GO): proteolysis
Source: RefSeq, a predicted model, not a curated record
GUAUCCACUACAUCCUCAUUACCUAAACUACCAUUGUCGUGCUCUGGUUGGAAAUAGAUAUACGUAUAAUCGGACAAACAUACACCACUGGCCUCCAUAUCCUCGACAGACCAAUAAGUUCUCUAGAAUGCCAAUUGAAGGGAAAUUCUCAUCCAUCAAAGUCCUUGUCACCGGGUUUGGCGUGUGUUCUGCAAUUCUCUCCUCCACAUCAACGCUAACCGACCCAGCCUUUCCUUGACAUAACCAGAAACCCUUCCUGGGAAAUCGUCAGAAACCUUCCAUCCACCCUGUCCUCCACCAAUGGCUCUCCAAUUUCGCUGAUAAUCCCUGAUGCGCCGAUUCCUGCAGCAUACCACAAGUUGCUCGCGGAAUCUUCCAGCCUGAUUGCAAAACAUGAGCCGCAUAUAGUCUUGCAUAUGGGUCUGGCGGUUGACAGAGACUAUUUCGCUGUGGAACAGAGCGCGCUCAAGGAAGGGUACCACGAUAUACCAGACAUCGAGCGCAAGGUUAUCACGCGUAUGGAGAACAAGAAGCUCUUUGGCAAAGCGCCAUCGUCGUUGGCCACCUCGCUUGAUCUGGAACCUGCGGUGUCUGCAUGGCAGACUGCAUGCGGCCGAUUGAGUCUUCCGUCGAAAGAGCAAGGCUCAUCCAAGGGCAAGGGAACCGGGAAAUCAAAACAGGAGAAGAGAAAGGUCGACGUGAGACUGAGCGAUGACGUGGGGACCUAUGUGUGUGGCUUGAUUUAUUUCUCGAGCCUAGUGGAGAUGCAGAAGCGGACCGGAAACCGGGAUGUUGUGUUCUUCCAUGUCCCUCAGUUGACUGGAGGUGGAGAAGUCGACGUCGGGAUCGAAGUCACGAAAGAACUCGUCGUUGCGCUUGUCGAUGUGUGGGAGGCAAGGACGUAAUUCGCUUUCUCCAGGAACAAUACGACAUUGCUCAAAAUUAACGACCCAUGUGGGGGGUCUAUGGACGAAUCAAGCUGGCAGUUUUCGUGGUCUGCGUUGCAGGCAUCGCCCCAACGAUGAAUGUCUGGAUAGAGGUCAUGGUUCCUCGUACUCGUCUUGUUGAGAGUGUGCUCGAAUUUAAUUGCAGGGGCUGUUUUCUUCUUAAGAGAGAAACGAACCCAAAUGCCGCUGUCUCGAGGUUCCUGUCAAGUCGAUUAGAGUCCGGCCUCAUAAUG